ACGUCGCGUCGCGCCUCGCCUCGCCCCGUCGGCUUCCCUCAAUCCGUACCUCUAGUAAAGGAGAGCUUGUGCCCCUCCCCGACCCCUUACCAAGGGCGAGCUGGGUGGAGUCGUUGGACUGGGCAGAACUUUGGCAGGCAAGGAGACAAACAGCCACACUGUGCUGCCGGGGAAGAGAAGAAGGAAAGGCCAGACACACAGGCGUCGUGCAGCUGCGGAAGGAUUCCGUUUCCUGCAGGGGGCGGAGGGAUUUGACAGCACGGUAACUUCCGGAAAAGUCCUGAACCUCAGAGGAAAAGCCUUGCAAGAAACAAUAACAAACGGGAGGAGGAAGCGAUUCUGGGGUUUCUGUGUUGAACGGUUGUUGUCCGCGAAGAUGCGCUUCGGCCCCUGUCAGGGGACUUGAACGUGCUUAGUGGGCUUCAGCCAGCUUCUCUCCACCGGUUCGCCACGGGGACCCCCCCCCCCCGGCCGUUGCAAUGGCGGGCGUGGGGCCGGGGGGCUACGCGGCGGAGUUCGUGCCACCUCCAGAGUGCCCCGUCUUUGAGCCGAGCUGGGAGGAGUUCACAGAUCCGCUCAGCUUUAUCGGCCGCAUCCGGCCUUUGGCGGAGAAAACCGGCAUCUGCAAAAUUCGGCCGCCCAAGGACUGGCAGCCUCCAUUUGCCUGUGAAGUAAAAAGCUUUCGUUUCACUCCAAGAGUCCAGCGCCUGAAUGAACUUGAGGCAAUGACCAGAGUGAGAUUGGAUUUCUUGGAUCAACUAGCAAAAUUUUGGGAACUUCAAGGAUCUACUCUGAAGAUCCCUGUGGUAGAGAGAAAAAUCCUGGAUCUGUAUGCUUUGAGCAAGAUUGUUGCCAGCAAAGGAGGUUUUGAAAUGGUCACCAAAGAGAAGAAAUGGUCUAAAGUGGGUAGUCGCUUGGGAUAUCUGCCAGGAAAAGGAACUGGGUCUCUAUUGAAGUCACAUUAUGAAAGAAUUCUCUACCCAUAUGAGCUUUUCCAGUCUGGUGUGAGCCUUAUGGGUGUGCAGAUGCCUAAUUUAGAUCUUAAAGAAAAAGUGGAGCCUGAGGUUCUCAGCACUGAUACCCAAACUUCCCCAGAGCCAGGCACAAGAAUGAACAUUCUGCCGAAGAGAACAAGACGUGUGAAGUCUCAGUCAGAAUCUGGAGAUGUGAGUAGAAACACGGAACUGAAGAAACUUCAGAUUUUUGGGGCUGGGCCCAAGGUUGUGGGCUUGGCAAUGGGAACAAAAGAUAAAGAAGAUGAGGUCACCCGAAGACGAAAAGUUACCAACAGGUCAGACGCGUUUAACAUGCAAAUGAGACAACGGAAAGGCACUCUCUCUGUUAACUUUGUUGAUCUCUAUGUUUGUAUGUUUUGUGGUCGGGGAAACAAUGAAGAUAAAUUGCUUUUGUGUGAUGGAUGUGAUGACAGCUAUCAUACAUUUUGUCUAAUUCCUCCACUACCUGAUGUGCCCAAAGGAGACUGGAGGUGUCCUAAAUGUGUCGCUGAGGAAUGUAGCAAACCUCGAGAAGCCUUUGGAUUUGAACAAGCUGUACGAGAGUAUACACUUCAGAGCUUUGGAGAGAUGGCAGAUAAUUUUAAGUCUGAUUAUUUUAAUAUGCCAGUCCAUAUGGUUCCCACAGAACUAGUAGAAAAGGAAUUUUGGCGGCUGGUAAGCAGCAUUGAAGAAGAUGUUAUUGUGGAAUAUGGAGCAGAUAUCUCCUCAAAAGAUUUUGGAAGUGGAUUUCCGGUGAAGGAUGGGCGGAGAAAGAUUCUGCCAGAAGAAGAGGAAUAUGCACUUUCUGGUUGGAAUUUGAAUAACAUGCCUGUCCUGGAACAGUCUGUUCUUGCACAUAUUAAUGUGGACAUCUCUGGUAUGAAAGUGCCGUGGCUCUAUGUGGGAAUGUGUUUCUCUUCUUUUUGCUGGCACAUUGAGGAUCACUGGAGUUAUUCCAUCAACUACUUGCAUUGGGGGGAGCCAAAGACAUGGUAUGGUGUGCCAUCUCAUGCUGCAGAGCAACUGGAGGAGGUGAUGAGAGAGCUGGCCCCUGAGUUAUUUGAAUCCCAGCCUGAUCUUCUGCAUCAGUUAGUCACCAUCAUGAACCCCAACGUGCUAAUGGAGCAUGGUGUGCCUGUGUACAGGACCAAUCAGUGUGCUGGCGAGUUUGUUGUGACAUUUCCUCGUGCCUAUCACUCUGGAUUUAACCAGGGCUACAACUUUGCUGAAGCUGUGAACUUCUGUACUGCUGACUGGUUGCCCAUUGGACGUCAAUGUGUAAAUCAUUACCGACGCCUAAGGCGCCACUGUGUCUUUUCACACGAGGAACUCAUUUUCAAGAUGGCAGCAGAUCCAGAAUGCUUAGAUGUGGGGCUGGCUGCCAUGGUCUGCAAAGAAUUGACUCUCAUGACUGAAGAAGAAACACGAUUAAGAGAGUCUGUUGUACAGAUGGGUGUCCUGAUGUCAGAAGAAGAAGUGUUUGAACUUGUUCCUGAUGAUGAGCGGCAGUGUUCAGCAUGCAGAACCACAUGUUUUCUCUCUGCUCUCACAUGUUCCUGUAAUCCUGAGCGGCUUGUAUGUCUCUACCAUCCAACUGAUCUGUGCCCCUGCCCCAUGCAGAAGAAAUGUCUUAGAUAUCGCUACCCAUUAGAAGACCUCCCUUCUCUGCUAUAUGGUGUAAAAGUCAGGGCACAGUCCUAUGACACUUGGGUCAGUCGUGUUACAGAAGCAUUGUCUGCUAACUUCAACCACAAAAAAGAUUUGAUUGAAUUGCGAGUAAUGCUGGAAGAUGCUGAGGAUAGGAAAUACCCAGAGAAUGAUCUCUUUCGAAAACUCAGGGAUGCUGUAAAAGAAGCUGAGACCUGUGCUUCUGUGGCUCAGCUGCUUCUGAGCAAAAAGCAGAAACACAGACAGAGCCCAGAUAGUGGGAGGACUCGGACCAAACUGACAGUGGAAGAAUUGAAGGCCUUUGUCCAACAACUUUUUAGUCUUCCGUGUGUCAUCAGCCAAGCUCGGCAAGUGAAGAAUCUGCUAGAUGAUGUGGAAGAGUUUCAUGAACGUGCUCAGGAGGCCAUGAUGGAUGAAACCCCAGAUUCUUCCAAACUCCAGAUGCUGAUAGAUAUGGGCUCUAGUCUCUAUGUGGAACUCCCUGAAUUACCACGACUGAAGCAAGAGCUACAACAGGCUCGGUGGUUGGACGAAGUAAGACUGACCUUAUCAGAUCCGCAACAAGUCACUUUGGAUGUCAUGAAGAAGCUGAUAGACUCUGGGGUAGGGUUGGCACCCCACCAUGCUGUGGAGAAAGCAAUGGCUGAACUACAGGAGCUCCUUACAGUCUCUGAACGAUGGGAAGAAAAGGCUAAGGUCUGCCUACAGGCAAGACCGAGGCACAGUGUGGCAAGUUUAGAAAGCAUUGUGAAUGAAGCCAAGAACAUUCCAGCCUUUCUACCCAAUGUGUUGUCCUUGAAAGAAGCCUUGCAAAAGGCUCGAGAAUGGACCGCUAAAGUGGAAGCUAUUCAGAGUGGCAGCAAUUACGCUUAUUUGGAGCAGCUUGAGAGCUUGUCUGCGAAAGGACGCCCUAUCCCUGUGCGUCUUGAAGCACUGCCGCAAGUGGAAUCACAGGUAGCAGCAGCACGGGCAUGGAGAGAACGGACUGGGCGGACGUUUCUUAAGAAGAAUUCUAGCCAUACAUUGUUACAGGUGCUGAGCCCCCGAACUGACAUUGGUGUAUAUGGGAGUGGCAAAAAUAGGAGGAAAAAAGUAAAAGAACUAAUAGAAAAAGAAAAAGAAAAGGAUCUGGACCUGGAGCCUCUGAGUGAUCUGGAGGAAGGAUUGGAGGAAACCAGAGAUACAGCCAUGGUGGUGGCAGUUUUCAAAGAACGGGAGCAAAAAGAGAUUGAAGCCAUGCAUUCUCUCAGAGCAGCCAACCUAGCCAAGAUGACAAUGGUGGACCGCAUAGAAGAAGUAAAAUUUUGCAUUUGCCGCAAGACAGCCAGUGGGUUUAUGCUACAGUGUGAGCUCUGCAAAGACUGGUUCCAUAACAGCUGUGUUCCUCUUCCUAAAUCAAGUUCCCAAAAAAAAGGAUCCAGCUGGCAAGCUAAAGAAGUAAAAUUCCUUUGCCCUCUUUGUAUGCGGUCUCGAAGGCCCAGGCUAGAGACUAUUCUGUCACUCCUGGUAUCCCUUCAGAAGUUGCCCGUACGGUUACCUGAAGGAGAGGCCCUACAGUGUUUGACAGAACGUGCUAUGAGUUGGCAAGAUAGAGCGCGGCAGGCUCUAGCCACAGAUGAACUAUCCUCUGCCCUGGCCAAACUAUCUGUGUUGAGCCAGCGUAUGGUGGAACAGGCGGCUCGAGAAAAAACUGAAAAGAUCAUCAGUGCAGAACUCCAAAAAGCAGCUGCCAAUCCAGACUUACAGGGACACUUACCUAGUUUCCAGCAGUCUGCUUUUAACCGGGUAGUGAGCAGUGUGUCAUCUUCUCCUCGACAAACAAUGGACUAUGAUGAUGAAGAAACAGACUCUGAUGAAGACAUUCGAGAGACAUAUGGCUACGACAUGAAGGACACAGCCAGUGUGAAGUCCUCUAGUAGUCUUGAACCCAAUCUUUUUUGUGAUGAAGAGAUUCCCAUCAAAUCUGAGGAGGUGGUGACCCACAUGUGGACAGCACCUUCAUUUUGUGCAGAGCAUGCUUAUUCUUCUGCUUCUAAGAGUUGUUCUCAAGGUUCUAGCACCCCAAGGAAACAACCUCGGAAGAGCCCUUUGGUGCCCCGAAGUUUGGAACCUCCAGUGCUGGAGUUGUCACCUGGAGCUAAGGCACAACUGGAAGAACUUAUGAUGGUUGGAGAUCUCCUGGAAGUAUCUCUGGACGAGACUCAACACAUAUGGCGGAUUUUGCAGGCCACACACCCACCCUCUGAAGACAGAUUCUUGCAUAUCAUGGAGGAUGACAGCAUGGAAGAGAAACCACUAAAAGUGAAAGGAAAAGACUCUUCAGAGAAGAAACGGAAACGGAAGCUAGAAAAGGUAGAGCAACUUUUUGGAGAAGGAAAACAGAAGUCCAAGGAGUUAAAGAAAAUGGACAAACCUAAAAAGAAGAAAUUAAAAUUAGGUGCAGACAAAUCAAAGGAGCUGAAUAAACUGGCCAAGAAACUAGCAAAAGAAGAAGAGAGAAAGAAAAAGAAGGAGAAGGCUGCUGCAGCCAAAGUUGAACUUGUGAAAGAGAGCACUGAAAAGAAAAGAGAGAAAAAGGUGCUGGACAUCCCCUCAAAGUAUGACUGGUCAGGAGCAGAGGAGUCUGAUGAUGAGAAUGCUGUGUGCGCAGCACAGAACUGCCAAAGGCCCUGCAAGGACAAGGUAGACUGGGUACAAUGUGAUGGUGGCUGUGAUGAGUGGUUUCAUCAAGUUUGUGUGGGUGUAUCUCCAGAAAUGGCUGAAAAUGAAGAUUACAUCUGUAUAAACUGUGCAAAGAAGCAGGGGCCAGUUAGCCCAGGUCCAGCACCACCUCCUUCCUUCAUAAUGAGCUACAAACUACCAAUGGAGGAUCUUAAAGAGACCAGUUAGCAGAUGCUUGGUUAGUUUGGGACAUGGGGGGACAUGGACCACAUUGAGACCUUAGUCAUCAAGUAGAGUGGUUUAUAUCCACUUGGAAUGUUGCUUCCAAAGAUGAAUGGCCUUCAGAGAAAGUCCCCUUAGUGCUGGCUUCCUCUUUGCAUGGACUCUGUGGGUUACAUUCUCUAUCAACAUAUCUAUGCAGAGGGUGUCUUCUUUGGUACAACAGCCAAUAUUUCAUGUCUCCUUUGAGUGUGGUUUACUGCAUUAAGGCCAGACGCUUAAUUGAGCUCUAGGGUGGCUGGUUAGUAUUAAUACAUUGGUGUGGUAACAGGGCAUAUAGGAUGUGGCUUUUGUCCAGCUGAUAGUAGUUAGAGGCUUACAACUUAGGAGCGGCACCAACUGAAGGUGCUAAUUGCUUGGAUCUCCUUCAUUGGGAUAGUUGGAGAGGGAUUGGAGUACCACUUUCCUUCCACUGUUACCUGGUACUUAAUGCCCUAAAGAUAUAACUAGGAGUAACAGGGCCAAAGUUAUUUCUGUUAGACGUCAAGGAAUGGUAUCACAGUCUAUUGACCUCAGCGAUUUGUGCUUGUUUGUGCUAGAAGAACAUCCCAAAUAGGAGAACCUCUCACACGCUGGGGCAGGUCACCUUAUCUUUGUAAGAUGAGGAUGUCAUCUAGAUCAGAAAUCUGACUAGAUUGAAUUCUGAGGAGAAGAACCUACUACAAGGCAAGGAGCCGUUUUUUGGCUUUGAAAAGUCUUGCUGUCUUGGGUCUACAUUUUAGGGAAGAGCAGGUACAUGGAUCCAGGCUUCUGCCAAAAAAAAAAAAAAAGAGAAGAA
This is a messenger RNA of Gorilla gorilla gorilla (western lowland gorilla), 6381 nucleotides long. RefSeq names its product lysine demethylase 5A (gene KDM5A). NCBI's taxonomy places the organism in Eukaryota, Metazoa, Chordata, Mammalia, Primates, Hominidae. Gene Ontology annotation, cellular component: chromatin; nucleus. Bases 480 to 5552 code for a protein of 1690 amino acids. The record is from RefSeq and is a predicted model, not a curated record. Gene Ontology annotation, biological process: regulation of DNA-templated transcription; chromatin remodeling. The transcript has 28 exons. Gene Ontology annotation, molecular function: DNA binding; histone H3K4me/H3K4me2/H3K4me3 demethylase activity.